GGGAGUUGGAAAAAUCUGUUUUCAGCAUUUGCUAGACAAGUGACAACCAAACUAAGACCAAACCAAACCACCUUUGACUAUUAUUCUAACAAACCCCAUUUCUUUAUCUAUCACUAUUAUUCUCUCAAUAUAUUUACAAAUCACUAGCAUUUCAUUUUCUUUUCCUGUAACCUGUCUUUGUUAUAAAGAACUACUGUUUAUUGACACUCUAACUAUCAAACUUGCCAGCUUCCUUGAUUCCCAUUACAUAUGCUUUAAAGUUGUGAUAGUUUGGAUCAUUUUAUACUGGUUUGUUUUGCACAAAGAUUUGUUCUUUGUAAAGAGAGAUGAGGAAUUGGAGAUGGGGUUUUCUUUUGCUUCUUCUUGAUCUUGUUUUCUUGUUUGGAAUUGAAGCCCAACGUACUGAGAGAAUCUCAGAUGCUGAGAAGACCAUUUAGAUCCAGAAUAUCUGUGGCUUGGAUCAACUGAUACACUGCUAGUGUGGUGAACGGGAAAGGAAUCAAUAUCAGUACUGGAGGUCUCACAUUUGUGCAUUGAUAAGACACGUUUACUAUUUCUGGAAGCUCAAUCUCAAGAAGACCAAUGACUACAACUUGGAGAAUCCGACAUGCACCCGUCAACAUUUUUAAAGAGUCCGAGCAACAUAGGACUACAUAAGCUAAAAAACUACAACUACAAGACAGGCCGGAAGCGACUCACUUCUAUUCUCACAACUAGAGCUCUAACAUCUAACUUAAAUAAACAGUUCGGUCUAAAUUCAAAUGAGUCUUGGUUAAGAUUGAUUAAAAAAACAAGCUCAAAAACUGGACCUUACCAUAGAAUUAAGCCAGCAGAAAUAGUGAGGUGUUCUCAUUCUCCAAAAAAAAAAAAAAAAAAAUAAGAAGAAGAAGAAAUAGUGAGGUGUUCUGCUUGAAAGUUCUUUGUUCAAUCUCUAAAUUAAUUUUAUAUUUAAAUCUCUGAGUUCUGAAGAGGCACAUUAAAGACACAAAGUUACCAGUUUCAAAAAAAGAGGCACAUUAAAGACACAAUGCAUAAGAUCUAUCUGUUAAUCUGGAGUUUAAAAAGAUGUAUUUUUCUUCCAGUGUCAAAUCUAAAGUGUAAAUCUUGCGUCUCAAGUGACCUUCACUUAAGGAACUCAAUAUCAUUUUUCAGUUUUCUUAUUGGACUUGAAUCAAAUUUAGAGUUUGAGUCAACUUCAUGCUUGUAGAUAAUUGAUUCGGUUCAAACCGAGACAUCUAGAUAUUCAGCUUAAUGAACCCAUUUGCAGUCCUUGGCAUCAGUUGGUCCUGAAUGGCCGAUUAGAAAUAGGUGAUCAUUCUUCAGUAAAGAGAGAGGAGGGAAUAAAUAGGUGAGCAUUCCCUCCUUUCAACCAUUUUCAAUAUUUCAAGGAAUUAUUACCUUCGAAUGGUAGCAUGUAGUACAACUGAAGAGAGUGAGGAAGAGUACCGAUUAGACAAUUUGUUUCAUGAGGCAUAGUAUCUGAUUGGUACAGGCGAUAUUAGUUUUCUACCAUAAGGUUUUAAAUCUGAAGUCCAGACAUUGAUCUGAGAUUUUGCCUCUAAAGAGGGUUUUUGUAGUAUGUAUCGCAUCUGAUAUGUAAGUUUCUGACAGCUAUUUGUGCUUUAGAUUUGAAGAGUUGGAAGAUUUAAAUUUGGUUCUAGCUAGGUUGAUGAGUCAGCUUCUCAAUGAGGUUUGGUGAGUAACUUGUUUUCGUAACGAUGUUGCUAUUAUAUUCGAGGAAACUUCCUUUUUAACAUCUAGGAAAAGUUUUAAGUGCUAUGCUUGCAGACACUUUUAGGGAAUUGCAACAGGACGAAGACAUUCAAUAACCAUUCAGCUUGGGAUUCUAAUGGUAGAACCAAAGAAGUAGUGCUGGUGAUGUCUUGGAAGAUGAUCCUGUUGGGAGGUUAAAAGUUUUUGUAUAUGAGCUUCCCAGCAAAUACAACAAGAAAAUUCUUCAGAAAGACCCACGAUGUCUCAGCCACAUGUUUGCUGCGGAGAUCUAUAUGCAUCGUUUCCUCUUAUCUAGCGCUGUCCGAACCCUUAAUCCUGAGGAAGCUGAUUGGUUCUACACCCCUGUUUACACCACUUGUGACCUGACACCGAAUGGCCUUCCUUUACCCUUCAAGUCACCACGAAUGAUGAGGAGUGCAAUACAACUUAUUGCUUCUAACUGGCCUUAUUGGAAUAGGACAGAGGGAGCUGAUCACUUCUUCAUUGUCCCACACGAUUUUGCUGCUUGUUUUCAUUAUCAAGAGGAAAAAGCUAUUGGGAGGGGUAUUCUUCCGUUGCUCCAGCGUGCAACUUUAGUUCAAACAUUUGGACAAAGAAAUCAUGUUUGUUUGAAGGAUGGUUCAAUUACAAUUCCUCCCUAUGCUCCUCCACAGAAAAUGCAAUCCCACUUCAUCCCUCCAGAUAUUCCGCGAUCCAUCUUUGUUUACUUCCGUGGCUUGUUCUAUGACGUAGGAAAUGAUCCAGAAGGUGGUUAUUAUGCGAGAGGUGCCCGGGCAGCAGUGUGGGAGAACUUUAAGGACAAUCCUCUCUUUGAUAUUUCUACGGAGCAUCCAACUACUUACUAUGAGGACAUGCAGCGAGCCAUCUUUUGCUUGUGCCCACUUGGGUGGGCUCCAUGGAGCCCGAGAUUGGUUGAAGCAGUUAUAUUUGGAUGCAUCCCUGUUAUCAUUGCAGAUGAUAUUGUCUUACCAUUUGCUGAUGCAAUUCCCUGGGAAGAGAUUGGUGUUUUUGUAGCCGAGAAGGACGUUCCAAAUUUGGAUACUAUUCUCACUUCUAUUCCACCAGAGGAAAUAUUAAGGAAGCAGAGAUUGCUUGCCAACCCUUCAAUGAAGCAGGCUAUGUUGUUUCCACAACCUGCUCAACCAGGCGACGCUUUCCAUCAAAUUUUGAAUGGACUUGCUCGUAAACUGCCACACGACAGGAGCGUUUACUUGAGGCCCGGGGAGAAGGUCUUAAACUGGACUGCUGGUCCAGUUGGUGACCUAAAACCUUGGUAGAAGCUGGACCACUAAAUCUUGGCGUUCAACCUUAAUGCCGCAUCAAAGGUGUGGAAUUAAUGUGAAGUGUAAAUCUUAAGUAUGUAGUUUCUUCGAUGAAGUAUAGAAUCUUUUGUUGAUAACAACACCCAGAGGAAGCAACAUGUUACAAAAUCUUAAGCUGGAGGGGUUUUUUGUAGUUAUGGAAGACUACACAUUCAUUUUUGGAGCUGUAGGAUUUGUCGUACAAACAGCUGUGUUGGUUCCCUAGUGUACACUGUACUCAUGUGUGCCACUAAAAUUGUGUUAUAAACUCCUUCCAUUUUCUAUUACUUCCCCCAUUGAGCGUCGUUAUACCAAGCUAUAUUAAAACCUAUUUAAAAAAAAGGACAACCCAUGACGGUCACGGAUGUUAGAAAUUCAUUUCACUUUUUUUUACAUAAUUUUUUGUUAAUGAGUCACGAUUGAACUCAAGUCAAGAAUUUACGUCCAUUGUAAUACGAUGUUCAAAUAUAUGAGUUGCCUUAUCAAAUGAUUGUAUGAGUUGAUGUUCAAAUAUAUGA
Lycium barbarum (goji berry) is the source of this 3553-nucleotide messenger RNA. RefSeq names its product probable beta-1,4-xylosyltransferase IRX10L. The transcript is spliced from 5 exons. Gene Ontology annotation, biological process: glucuronoxylan biosynthetic process; plant-type secondary cell wall biogenesis. The record is from RefSeq and is a predicted model, not a curated record. NCBI's taxonomy places the organism in Eukaryota, Viridiplantae, Streptophyta, Magnoliopsida, Solanales, Solanaceae. Bases 1986 to 3011 code for a protein of 341 amino acids. Gene Ontology annotation, molecular function: 1,4-beta-D-xylan synthase activity; glucuronoxylan glucuronosyltransferase activity.